Messenger RNA from Cucumis melo (muskmelon), 1396 nucleotides. RefSeq lists its product as uncharacterized. Lineage: Eukaryota; Viridiplantae; Streptophyta; Magnoliopsida; Cucurbitales; Cucurbitaceae. The record is from RefSeq and is a predicted model, not a curated record. Bases 120 to 1304 code for a protein of 394 amino acids. The transcript is spliced from 2 exons.
AUAGAAAAUAAUAAAGAGCAAAGAAAACAGAGAGCCAUUUCCUUUUCUGCUCUUCUCUCCUUGUUCUGUUUUAAAAGACAGAACAACCCUUCGCCGGAAAUUUACCUACAAUCAACGCCAUGGGCAUAGCCGAAGCUUCUCCGACCACCCUUGCUCCGCUUCUUCUACGUAACCUAGCCACCUCUCUCUUCGUCUUUGCCGAUAAAUCUCUCAUCAAUUUGGCAAAGAAAUACAAAAUUCUCCAGAUUAUUCAUGCCCUUAUAAUCUCCUCUUUCCUUUUUUUCCUCCGUUUGCUUCCUUCUCUGUUCCCUUCGAUCCAUUCGGUUUCCGAUGAUCGCUACCCUUUAAAACCCCCAAAAGGUGGGAGUUACGGUACAGGCGGAAUCGGUAGCGGAAGCGGCGAUUUAGGGGUUUCUCGAGCCCUAACGCAAUUGCUGUCGAUUAUUAGCCAUGUUCCGGUAAGUUCUCGGAAGUACGAAGUGGUACGGUCGUUGGCGGAGAAGUUGAUUGAUGAGAAUCACUGGGAAGGGAUUGAGGAGCUCCGUGAGGUCAAUCGUGUGGUUCUCUCAGCGGCCUUUGAUCGAACUAUUGGUCUGAUCGAGGCCGGAAUGAUAGAGCGAGGGUUUUGUCAGGAGGAUAAUGACGGAGGGGAUGGUGGUGGUGGGGGGUCUUUGGGUGGACCGGUGGAGUUUGGGUUGGGUCGGGUUGUGAGGGCGGUUCGGUUGUUGGGAGAAUCGGCUUGUAGCCGGUUCGGGAGGGAGAAGGAGGUGGGUAAUCAGAGCGGAAGCUCGGUGGAGAAAUUGGCGGCGGAGAUGCUGUGGCUGGCUCAAAAAAUGGCGAGUUGCGGUUAUUGGAAUGAGGUAUGUGGGCGGUGGGCUUCGGCGGCUCAGUUGGGAAGACUCUCUCUCUCGGCGGAGCCGCGGCUGCAGGCCUCAUUAGUUAAAGUUGCAGUAUUUUUGUUCAAGCAAUGCCGAGAAAUGGGAAAGGAUGAAGAUGGAGAAGAGAGUGAGAAGCAGCAGCAAAUGCAGACGAAGUUGAAGAUGCUGAUUUCAUGGCUUCCAUUGCUAUGCAGAGGCAGCAACGGGACUGAUGCGCCCAUCCUCAGCAUUGGAGAACGGCGAGAGUUGGAGUUGGGGUUGGAGGAGAUGAUAGGAACAUUGCAACAAGAUGAGCAAGAGCAAGUAUUAGCUUUGUGGCUCCACAAUUUCACUUACUCGUCCUUGUCCGAUUGGCCAAACCUCCACGCGUCAUACGCUCGGUGGUACAGUGCCUCUCGUAAGCUCUUGAUCGACCGGGAUCAGUAAUGAUCUUAUAUUUCCAAAAAAAAUAUAUAUAACCUUUUGUUAGUAUUUGAUAGAAGUUUCAAAUGCAAUUUCAUAUUGUAUUUUACUUGUUA